AUGGCUGAAAAGUUCAAACAUGCAUUGGCAUCAGUGAAGGGUUACGCUACAAAAAAAGAUGAGCAACUGCCGACCUUCCAAUCCGAGGAAGAGCUCAAACGCCAGAAGAGGAUCAAGUUGUUUACAUAUAUUGGCAUUUUCAUUGGGUUCCAGAUCAUAGUCAUGACUGUAUUUGGUCUCACUGUCAUGAAAGUGAAGACCCCUAAGGUGAGAUUGGGCGCCACCAAUGUCCAAAACCUCAACUUUGUCCCUACCUCUCCAUCAUUCGACACAACCUUUGCAACCCAAAUCAGGAUCAAGAACACAAAUUGGGGUCCCUAUAAGUUUGAUGCAGGCACUGCAACGUUCAUGUACCAAGGUGUAGCAGUGGGGCAAGUUUCCUUUCCAAAGAGCAAGGCUGGAAUGCGUUCCACCAAAAAGAUUAAUGCUGAGGUGAGUUUGAAUUCCAAUGAAAUUCCAAGCACUUCUAAUCUUGGAAGUGAAUUGAGCAGUGGAGUACUAACGUUGACCAGCGAAGCUAAAUUGACUGGAAAAGUUGAGCUGAUGCUUAUAAUGAAAAAGAAGAAAUCCGCCACAAUGAACUGCACUAUGAAACUUGAUUUGUCCACAAAGACAAUUCAAGCUUUGGAAUGCAAAUGA
Fragaria vesca subsp. vesca is the source of this 639-nucleotide messenger RNA. RefSeq lists its product as uncharacterized. Lineage: Eukaryota; Viridiplantae; Streptophyta; Magnoliopsida; Rosales; Rosaceae. The record is from RefSeq and is a predicted model, not a curated record. Bases 1 to 639 code for a protein of 212 amino acids. The transcript has a single exon.